This is a messenger RNA of Amyelois transitella, 6803 nucleotides long. Its product is annotated as adenylate kinase 9-like. Bases 482 to 6433 code for a protein of 1983 amino acids. Lineage: Eukaryota; Metazoa; Arthropoda; Insecta; Lepidoptera; Pyralidae. The transcript has a single exon. Gene Ontology annotation, biological process: nucleobase-containing compound metabolic process. Gene Ontology annotation, molecular function: AMP kinase activity; ATP binding. Gene Ontology annotation, cellular component: cytoplasm. The record is from RefSeq and is a predicted model, not a curated record.
UACCAGUUGCCUGCAACUUCGCUCACAUCCCAUGGGAAGAUCUCGAAAUCUUAUAAAUUUUCACUACACUAUCUAAAGAACAAGUUGCUAAAUGCGCAUGGAGAAAUUUUAUCACAAGAAUUUUUAUUUAUGUGUAAUAUAUUUAUUUAUUAUUUAUUAAUAUACUGUAUAUGUACUUCAAGGAAAAAAAAAUAGAAGUUAAACGAAAGAGACAACAGUAUUUUAAGUAGGUAGCUACUUAAAAUAAUAUUGAGUGUGCAUUUUAAUUUUACUAUAUUUUAAAGUCUAACUCCAAUUAAUGUGCUGUAAUGGGUUAAAUUUACCUUUUAAAAAGUAAGUUAAUAAUUUUUUUUAAUAAUUUUCUUUUCCAUGAAUGGGACCUCAAAAUUAUAAUUUCACCACAUUGUAAAAUAAAAUUUUGUCAAAUAUGACAUGACAUUUGUCAAUUUAUUCAUAACAAUGUUAUUAUUGUUUAAUCAAAAUGAUAGCUUUUGAGAAUUACAAGAAAAAUCUAGACAUCGAAGAUAAAUUUCAUUACCUUCAUUUGCCAGUAGAUAAAUGUGUGAUUUACAAUGGAAAUAUAGAUUUACUUAAUAAAAGAAAACCAGACCAUAAAGAAAAUAAAGAUGCUCCUCUUGCAGCAGCUGUUGUAGGCAUCAAUAAUACUGGAGCUCCAUUACCAAAUUCACAGUUUUGUGAUGUGUGGACAGAUGUUGAUGCACAAAAUUUAUAUGCAUAUGCUAAACCAACUUGUUAUCUAAUUCUUAAUAAACCUGGUGCAGGUGCAUAUUCCCUUGGUGAAGCGAUUUCUAAAAAGUACAAUUGUGUUCAUCUUUGUCCAAGAAAUGUAAUAACAGACGAAAUGGAGCAAGAGAGCCUAACUGGAAAAUGUAUAAACUUUAAUCUGAGGCAUAAUAAGGUACUGAAAUUUAACACUAUAUUAACACUUUUGAAAAUGAAGUUGGAAUCACCUGUUAUCAAAAACCGUGGUUAUGUUAUAUCCGGUAUUCCUCUGGUUACUAUAGAUCGAAAUCUUAAGUACUUAAUUUCAAGUUUAUUUUCGGAAGAUUCUUUUGAUCUUAUGGAAAGUAUUAUGUUUGAUUUACUGUGUAAUAGUAUGAAAAAGAAAAAAACAAAACAGCCAAAAACGGAUACAGAGUCACAUGCAUCAUCAAGUGUUCAUGAUGAAAUUCAAGAUGAAGACGAACAUGAGCCCGAAGAGGAAAAUGAGAUAGAGGCUGGUGAAGAAGAAGAAGAGCCUCGACUCACAGAAUUGCCGAAAUUUAUUUUGAAUAUGUGUUCUAAUGUAAUAUAUCAUAGAAAAGCUUAUUAUGAUACAAAUCAGUCCGUAUUACUCCAACAGUUAGAUUCUUUGUUCAAUUUAUCUAUGAAACCAGAUAUUGUGCUUUAUAUGACAUGCCCAGAUAAAGAUUUAGUGACAAAAAGAAGUCAUAAAUAUAUAAAUUAUAUGAAUAGUUCUAACACUAUUGAACCCUUUGACAAAGAAAUUGAAUCUGAUCUUAGAUGGCCUCAAAAAUAUGUUUAUAGUGAUUAUGAAUAUCCUCAUGAUAAACAUAUCUUUAAUCCUAAAUAUAAUUGCAGACAACCACACUGUUUUAUGCAAAAUACUGUUGACCAAUUAUGUAAUUACAAACAUCAUGUUUUGCCCUUUAUAGAAAACAAAGUAAAGGAAUUUGAUCCAAAACAUGUAGUAAAAUUAGAUGCAAGAAGUACAAACCAUGAAAUGAUGCACUUUUUAUCUGAGAUAUUAAUUUAUUUACCAAUACAACCUGUUUUUAUACCAGAACCUUUAUAUCUAGAAGAACCACCAGAGGAAAUAGAAGAGUUUUGGAAGUUAAUGGAAGAAACCAACGUUAUCCGAGAUGGAAUAGUCAACUUUAAUCGGUAUCCAUCGCCCUGGUAUAAUAGAUGUCCAAUUGAACUUAAAAAUCGUCAAGCAACACGAGGAAAUCCAAAGUUUGCUGUAUCUCUUUUCAAACAUGUCUAUCUGUUAUCUUCGCCUAAUGCUGUAAUUUCAUUUUGUAGAAAUCCAAAACCGUAUUUAAAGUUAAAAUAUUUAGAACCAACUUGCAGAAUUAUAACUGUAGGCACAAAGAGUUCUGGUAAGACUAUGGUUUCUAAAUGUUUAUCUUGGCUUUUUGACACAUCAAUUAUAUGCUUUAAUUCAUUAGAGAAAACCGAAAGAAAGAAGAAGUACGAAAAAUAUUCUGAAACCGUUUUGUCAGAAAUAAGUGCUACAAUAGAAGAUGCUAGAUUAGAAAGAUGGCAUAAAACGGAAAACGAUCGAAUUUUUCAACUCGAUUUAUGGUGUUCCAAUGUUUCCGAACAAUUAAAUAGAUAUAUACCAUUGUUUAAUGAAAUAUUAUAUUUUGCUGAAAAACAAAAAACUAAACAAAUUAAAGAACAAUUAAAACAACAACAGUUAUCGACAUCAGCUAGGGUGUCAGAAUCUUUAGAAGAGGAAAUACAAAUUGAGAGCAUUUCAGAAGAAAGUCUUUCACAAAUAAGUCAAGGUACAUUGGAUAAUUUCAACAAGCUUCACCAUAUAUUAUCAUUUUUACCAUUUUUAAAUGAUAUUGAAGUAUGUAAAACUGCUGCAAGUGAUAAAAAACUAUGUAUACAAUAUGCACCUGAAACAUUGACCACAGUAACAAAACUACCUUCUAUACCUGUUUUAGGUGACGAAGAUGUAACGGCAGCCAUUAGUGCUUAUAUAAUAGCUAAUGACUUACAAAAAGAGAUCGAACCAACAGUUGAAGAGAUAAUGGUAGAAUUAAUAAAAAUACUUUCUGAUAUUGAUGCUUCCAUUCAAACGAUGACAAAUUUUGAACAAACUUACGGAAAAUAUAUCAUUGAUGGUUUUCCUUCUGAUCCUGAGUAUUGGGGUUACUUGGGUGAUCAUAAACUGUUACCUGAUUAUACAAUUGCAAUAAUAGAGAACAGGGAAAUAGACGCAGAUAUUUUAAAACAUUAUGCAAAUAUAGAAAAAUCUUUAAAAAAUCACGAGGAAAGAUUUAUAUUAGCUGAUGAUCCAUUGGUACGUAUCAAACGCAAGAUAAAAAUGGUACCGUUAACUGUCAAAUUAGAUUCCCAAAUUUUAGUAAAUGAUUUAAUAAAUAAUGUUUGUGACAAAAUAUCUGAAAGUGCUAGAUUAACAGAAGAUAUCGAAAACACCCCUAAAGAUGAUUCACCUUCCUUUUCCGAAAAAAUUGAUAAAUUCAGAGAGGAUUGGGAUACUAUAAAAUUAAAAUUAGAAGACAAAUAUAAAGUAUUUAUCGAAGUCGAAAUAGACAAUAAGACUGACAUAGCUAUAUUGGAAGAAGUUUUGUUGAAAAUACGUACUGGAUAUUGUGUUCCACCUGAAAUAAGUGAGGGUGAGGAAUUGGAAAGCCUAGAUGAAGAAGAUACGCUAAAAGAUAUGCUUACGUAUAACCAGCCGAAAUUCUUGGGCGAAACAAACAUAUAUUGCCCUAUAACUUAUCAUAAAUAUCAUAUUUUAUGGGAAGGUAAAAUGGAAUUUUCUAUUAAAUGUGAUAAUAAGACGAAUUAUUUUUCUAAAGAAGAAUGCCUUAACGAGUUCCAGAAUGAUGUAACGCGUUACCAAUUUUAUAAUUUUCCUUUUAAACAUUUACCUGCCUUAAAGAUUUGUGUUAUUGGUUGUAUUGGAAGUGGGAAAACAACUAUUUCAAAAUACAUUGCUAAAGAGCUAGGUUUGUUACAUUUAAAUUUUUCUGAAGUAAUAAAUAAUUACUUAAUGCCAAGACAUAUAAAAAAAGUCGGACGACAACAUGAAAACGCGUUUACUGAUACGCCAAUUGACGAAGAAGGUGUUGUAGAUUUCCAAAUGGGCGAAGAAAAUGAAAAUCUCAUUUCUGAAAUUUUAGGGAACGAGACAGAAUUGCGACGCAUGGUAUAUAAUUAUGUUGAAAGAGGCACGAGUUUGCUCCCUGUUCUUAUGCAGAAGUUAAUUAAAAAGCUGUGGUUCGAGGAACCUUUUAUGAGCACGGGGUUUGUAUUAGACGGUUUUCCGAGAUUGCCUAGUGAAGUGGAAGAUAUGAUGACCUGUUUUUGUAUACCCGACUUAGUGAUUCAAUUAGACAGUGAUGUAGAAAUAGCACUCAAACGAAUAUCGCCUAUUAUGUUUAAAAAUUGGAAAAAUCAAUUGAAUAAUGCCAAACUUAAAGCAAAAAAUGAAUUGGCUGUCGAAAAACAGAAGUGGUUAAAUUUUAUAACAAAAACGGUCGUAGUUCGAUUAAUUUUAGAAGAAAUUCUUGAAAAUAUGAUUAUGACAGAAAGCGAACCUGCUACAAAUCUUUCAGUUCAAAGCUUUGUAAUGGAUGCAAAUCCAUUUGGUGAUGCACAACUUGAUACUAAAUUAUUUAACAUUUAUAAUGCAGUUGUUGAAGAAAAUCCAGAACCUACAGAUCAAAGUGAAUGGGAAAGGCCAGAUGAGGCCCAUGAGAGAAUUGAUGCUAGGAUAGAGGGUCUAUACGAAAUAGAAGACGAGAAUAUUCAAGGGUUGAAUGAGGCUUUAAUCGAACAAAAGAUUAAAGUUGUAAAUGUCAACAGUUCAAAACCAUUAAACAAAGUUUUAAGAGUGGCUCUUUCAAAAUUAACUAAUUUCAGAAACCGCUGUCCAUCUUUUUUUGAACAAACAUUUAUAAUUAGUUGUGACAUAGCGGAACUGUUAAUUUCGCGAGGCUUUUAUUUUUUAAGUAAAUUUAACCGUAUGUGCCCCGUAUACAUAUUCGAAAAUCCAUACGCUAUUUCAAAUCCUUAUAAAAUAUAUAAGAUGAAAAAUAAAAUUUAUACAAUAGUGCAUCGAUCGCAUGUUUAUUUUAUUCAUGGCCAAGAUAGUGUAACUAAGUUCAGAGGUAAUCCUCUGAUGUACAUUAAAGGAGAAAAUAUUAUGUCAUUCAUGGAAUAUUCUCUUCGAAUAGGAAUCAUUGGGCCACCCAAAUCCGGAAAAAGCACAUUAGCUGCUAAGAUUUCUAAAAAAUAUGGAUUAUUAUGUUUAUCAAAAGGAGUGGCAUUGCGGCACGUUUUAGAAAACUUGCAUUGGACUGAAUUAGCAUCUAAAAUAAUCGUGGCGCUUCGGGAAGGUGAAUGUAUUAGUAGCGAUAUUGUGAUGAAAGCAAUCCAAGCCACUACGCAAGACCAUCGUAUAGUUACACAUGGUUUUGUAUUCGAUGGAUUUCCUGAAACUCCCUCGGAAGCUAUAGAACUAAAUAGAGUUGGUCUCUAUCCCCUAAUUGUUUUUGAAAUAAAUGCUAAAAUAGACAAAAUCAUCGCGAAUUCUCAAAAUGAGUGUUAUUUUGAUAUUCUUAAAAGAAAACCGCCAUAUUCAAGACCAUUAAUUAAUUAUCGUUUUGAACAAUGGCACAAUCGUAGAAAUGGUAUUCGAACUUGGAUAAAUGAUGAUUACCAAAACCUCUACACCAUCAAUGGGAAUAUAUCUAAAUGGCAAUGUAUACAAGAAGCUGAGAUAGUGAUAAAAGACACAUCUUUUAAAGUUCAUCGCUAUUUAAAGAAUGUCAACUCUGGUAUAGUGUGUACCGAUGGUAUGUGCAUUUCAAACGAAAUAUUCGAACGAAAAAUGUCUAACUUUAAAAAUUUGUGUCCUCUUUGUUUACGUAAUAAUGUUAUACGUCAUAGUGGUUUUCCUGUUAAUAAAAAAGGUGUAGUACAAUUCAGAGGUGAUUUUUUCUGGGUAUGUAACGAUCAUAUGAGUGAAGCAAUGAAAACUCCACAUAUUUAUUUAACAACCAACCAUAAUGUUAAAAUUCCUGAAAUUCCAGCCGUUAUCAAAACCGUAGAUCCCUUAUUAGUGCACGAGAAUGGGAUAUGCAUUGUUACAUAUGCAGAAAACCUUCCAGCACAAAAAAUUGUUAGAGGAAGUAAUGCAUUUGCUGCAAGUUAUCGUGGAAAAUCAUAUUUGUUUUGCGAAGCUACAUGUCUUGAAAGGUUUUUAGCUAAACCACACAAUUAUUGGGAUAUAUCAGUUUUCAAACAAGGUAAACCUCUUCCUGAGCUGACUCUGGACAAGCUUCCGAAUUUAGGAUAUUUAGAACAAUGUUUAGGCAACAUUGUUACAAGUGCCUGUUGCAUGUUGAAUGCUUUAAGGCCUAAAUAUCCAGGGCUUAGCAUUCAGGUGUCAGGCUUGAUAUACCUAGGUUUAUAUUUAAAAGUUCAUAAUACCAAGUUUGAAAAAUCUGUUACAAAUUUAUAUAUGAAAAUAUUGCGAACAUACGAAGCCAGGUGUAGAUUAAUGAUAGAUAUAGGCUUAAAAUUGCGCUCGCGAGAUAAUCCUUUUGCUGAGUAUCCGAAAUGUUGUGAUCACAUUCACAAAGACGUGGUAUUAAAAGUAGAAUCAGGGACUGCGGCAAUGUCUUCUAGCCUUCAUGAUACCUAGUGAUUUCCCUCGCACUUCUCGUCAUAUAGAUGAUUAAAUUAUAUUAUAUACUUUGUUUGUACGUGUGCGAAAGGAAACAAGCACGAUAUUUGGUUAACAUUAUAUCUUUAGUGGUUUUAUAUUAGUCUAUGUUAUUUUGUUAUAGUAAACGGGAGGACCGGUUUAUGAGAUUACAUGCAGAUUUUAAUUUAGAAUAAACAAAUGUUCAUUAAUAUAAAUUGUGUUUAGUUUAACUAGAAUAGUAAUAAAUCCAAAUAUUUUUAAGCAGCUCGUAAUAUUGCCGUAUUUGUUUAGCAGGUACAUAUUUUUUCUUACUAUACGUUUUUUAAUAAAUAUGUUCAAAAAUUUUAUAAGGUUGAUUUGGUUUCAG